AUGGCCCUUCAAACUGUGAAUAAGGACAAAUCUUUGAAUCGCCAACAAAAGGUGCAGGUAAAGGAUGAGAUUCGAUCCGUAUAGGUCGAUGUUCACCUUGAAACUCAUAUUUUCAUUCGCUUUUUUUCUGAAAAUGAAACCGAGUAGAUAGCCACGACGACGUAGACAAAAAAGUUGAAGUUAUCAUUGAGGUGGCCAAGUUCUGAGGUCUCUAUGGUAGCCAGAUAAACCAAGGUGGAGUAAAAUAGAAAUGUCGUAAGUUGGGCGAAAAAUGUUGACCAAUAGAGUUGUCGGGUCAAGGGGAAGCUCCAGGUCUGAAAUUUUCCAUUGUUUUUUGUUCUAAACUUGGAGAACAAAAAUGGCAAAAGAAAAUCUGCACCAGGAGGAUCCGAACUUUGGCAUCAAAUCUUUCAGCCUAACGUGUUAUCCACUGAACCACGUAUUCGGUUUGCGUAACUUUCCUACUUUCUCAUAUCGCCAAGCUUCACAAACUUCCAUCCGCCUCGACAAAAACGGUUUUUUUCAUUUCUGAUGAAUGAGAGAAAACAGGGUUCAGACAGGCUAGACAGUUUUCAAGAAUGAAGUCAACUCGCAGGAAAUUACUUUUUAGAUGAAAGAAAAGGGUAAAAUCCCACCGUUUUGUCCACAACAGUGAAUUUCCUAUACAUAUAGGUAUAAAUAAUGCACAAGGGUACCGUUAGAAGUACUAAAAAUAAGUGAAGACAUACGGAAAUACAGUGGGCCAGCGGUUUAUCAGUGCAUAUAUUAGAAACCAUAGCAGCAAAUUCACAUCAGCAUUGAAAAAAAAGUUAGAAUAACUAAGAAAAAGUUAUAAUUUGCAAAGGAAAGGGCGUAAUUAUGGUUUUGAAAGAUGCCAAAUCGCAGAGAACUAGUAUAUUUUUUGCUUCGUGUGAAGUUGGAAGAUAGCCAAAUUUAUUGAUGAAGCUGAAAUGAAUACCGAAAAAGUUCAGACGAUAUUUUUUAAGGGGAAAGUACAGUAAAAGUCUUGAAAAAAGUCCGAAUGGUUUUUAAACCAAUGGGAACGGUUAAUUUUGUAUGCGGAAAAUGUGAGACUCGAAUUUUUUCGGCUAUUUUAUUUUUAAAGUCAAUAAUCUUGAAAAGCUUCUCAAUUUUAUCCCGAUUUCGUAACUUCAUAGAGCUUUUUUAAACCCAAAACUCAACUUGUUUGUUUGCCAAUGACUUGAGGGUACAGUCUGAGUUUGAACUUGGUAAAUAAUUUUUCAAGUUGACCUUUGCUUUUUUCAGAAGUUUUACUGACUCGGUUUGAUUAAGCAGUUUCAUAGUGGUAAAAAAAAACAUAAUAAAUCACUGAAAUCAGUAAAAAAAAAUUAAAGCCUAAUCCGAGUUCGGCUCAACUCAAUGCAUUUAUAAUCUAAAAAGAGAUAAAAAGCUUUCUGCGGUUUUUUUAAAAUAAAAAUAAACAUCCUUAAGUAAUUUUAUUCCUAGUUUCCGCGAAGAACCAUCUUUCUGCGCAGAAAAUGUAGGCUACACGCCAAACGAUGAUUUCUAUCUGCCUAGUUCAAACUCCCACCUGACUUUCUAUUUGUCUCUCUCCACCUCUUUCUCUCUUCGGUUUUCCCUCGAAACUCCUGCGACAGAUCAUUUUUCGACCUUCAUGUCUACCGCCGUUCAUACACUAGUGCUAUUUCUAGCCUUAAUAUUUUCAUUUUCUGAGGGAUAUAAAAUUCUGGUUUACAACAACCUGAUCGGCCACAGCCACGUGAAGUUUCUCUCGACAUUGGCCGACACUCUGACUGAUGCCGGACAUGACGUUGUGAGUCGAAAUAGAAGUAAAAAGAGAAGAACAAGUGAGAGAAAAAAAAAAUUUUGGAAAUUUAAAAUGCCGCCAAAAAGAUCAUAGGUGCGAUAGAGCGCACGUGCGCGAAAAAGUCUGAAAUUUUUCUCACUAUUUUUUAAAAUUUUAAAAUUUGCAAAUUCACGGCGUUCUUGUCAGUGAAAGAAAAUGCAGAAAAAAAAUACCAGGGGCGGGCGCCGUAAAUCGUACGGCAGCAGUAGUUUUGAUCUGUUCAGGACCCGUUUUUGGAUUACAAUACCCACCCUUUGAAGCUCUCGCAAGAUUUACGGAAAGAAUUAGUUGAAAAAAAGCAUUUUUUUUGCUUUUUUCUUUAUUAAUACUUCUUUUAACGUUUUUUCUAUGAGUAAAAGUUAUUAUCCAGUUCCUUUGGCGUAGUUUGAAACCAGUUUCGUGUAAAUUAGAGCCAAAUUGAAUUUACUGAUGCAGUUUGAAGAUUUUGUUAUAUGAAUCAUCUAAAUUAUAUUUUUUUUUCCAGUUGUUUCAUGGUUUUUCGGAUUUAAACAAAGAUUUCGCCAUACGAGGUUUUUUUUUGAAAAUUUCUGCUUCUUAUCCAUUAUUUGUUUUUCUGAAGCUAGGUUUUCAAGGUAUAUAAAAUGUUUCUUUUUUUCAUUUGCUCCUCGAAUUUUCCUCAUUUCAAUAUUUUUCGUAUUUACAAUUGCUUAUUCAAUUAGAGCUGAUUCACCUUCAUAAUAUUUUUUGUUUUCAUUUUGUAAUCAGUAAUUUAGAGUUUUCCCCUUCCGAAAUCGUUCCUAAAUUUUUUUUAACGCAAGUGAAUGUUUUUUUUCACAUCAUAAUCUUCAAACUGACAAGAUUUCGAACAUUUCAGAAGUUAUUAUCCUAAAAUUGCAAAUUCUAAAAUUGAAAAAAACAAUUUUGAGUAUGCGAUAGUGCGUCUCGGUGUGCUUACACCCUAAACAUCAUAAUUUACGAGAAGUCUUGACCUUGCGUAAUAAAAAAAACGCCGUGAAUUGGGUGCUACGACAAGAGCGAGUUUUCCAUUUGCGAGCGCGAGCAAUACUGUAUGCGGCAAAGCGCAUUGCGUGCAUGCACUCUGCGUGUUUACACUUUUGUGGCGUGACGUCAUCGCGCCGUACAUCUGCGGGUUUUUGCUUGCGGGUUUUUUUCGGGUUUUUGAAUUUUUUUCCGGCUUAUUUAUUUUUUUCGAAACAAAAAGAAAAACUUUUUUUAAUUGAUGAAAAACUCUGUUUGUCAAGGGGGCAGCUUAGGAAAAAUGUUUCUUUAUAGAUAGCUAUUAGGUCAACUCCACAAAUAUGGAAAAAAGAAGUAAGCUAAUAUUGAUAUUUCAAAGAGGAAAAAUAUCAAAAAAAUUGCAUCAUAACAAAUACCAGUAAUUGAAAUAAGUUAUAUCAAAAAAAUAAGAAAAAUAAGAAAAAUAACAAAUUUUACAGAACCAUCAUAUCAAACAAAAAGUCAUUUUCCCAGAAAAAUCUUCAAGAUAUUUUUGAAUGUACAUUGAGAGAUUUGAAGGGACUUGUCAGAAAUUUUACGAAAAUUGGUUUCUUGUACAAUGCCGGUGUUGAGGGUGGAGGAGCAGGGACAUCUUUUUUUCGCCAAAAACUUCCUUUGUGAUUUCUUGUUGCUUUAAAAUUGAGUCGAAAAACAAUGGCGUUAACAUAAUCGUCACUUUCCAUCCUGAAUUUCAUUCAUAGCACCACUUUUUUUCAUUUCAAAAAUCUGAACGAGAGAAAAAAAUAUGAGAAGAAGAAGAACACGAAGAUUUUUUUGAGGACAAAAAGGAGCCUUCUUAUAAGGUAAAAAGAAGUUUUCUUUUUUUGUUUCGAAAAAUAUUCGCACAAUCAAAACCAAAAAAAUCCAAAAAAUCCAAAAAAAUUCCGAAAAAAACAUUGAAAAAAAAAACCCGCAAGCAAAAAACCCGCAGAUGUACGGCGCGAUGACGUCACGCCACAAAAGUGUAAACACGCAGAGUGCAUGCACGCAAUGCGCUUUGCCGCAUACAGUACUGCUCGCAAAUGGAAAACUCGCUCUUGUCGUAGCACCGUGAAUUGCGUGCAAAAACUAUUCAGUAUCACGAAUUAAAUAUUAUUAUUAUCAAAAUAUUAUUAUAGUAUUUCAAAAAAUAAAUAGGUCCGCUUUUCCAAUUUUUAUGAUAGCAUAAUUUAAAGUCAUAAAAUUAUUAUUUCUUCCCAUAGUUUUUUUCUUUCGAUCCCAGUUUUUUUCAAGAUCCCUUUUUUUCCGCAAGUGGCGUCCAAAAAAAUGGAAGCAAAUAAUUGAAAUGACCUUUAACCGGUUUUUUUCCCACUUCAAACCUAAUUCGAACAGAUUUUCCGACAAAACUCCUUUUUUCUUAACAAGAUUAUAGUCUGCAGUGUUUAACUUUUUGAUUUCAGACCGUCUUUUUCUCGGUCAUCGACCACACAGACAACAAAACAGCUUUGAAGACCACGAAAAAGGUUGAAAUAUGAAUAAUAGAAAAGGCUAAAACUACUUCAAUAAAUUCAGACGAUCUUUGCCUCGCAAAAUGAGGACAUUUUGCCAAUUUUCCACAACAAGGAUUUGAAGUUGAAGGACUAUUGGACGAAGGAAAUGGGUCCAGUUACAAUGUUCAACGUAAAAAAUCAUUAUCAUUUUUUGAAGCUAAUUAAUUCCAGUUUUCAGAUGUUCAACGAGUUCAAGUAUGGGUUGUCGAAACAAUGCGAAAGUUAGUGAGAAUUAUUUGAAUGUUUGAGAUUAACUUCUCACCCUUCUUACUGUUAUAAUGCAUUGAAUUUAACACCAAUCGUGAUUUUUUUGGCCUAUAUUUCGAUUAUGAAGAGUUUUUUUGUACAAAAAAAUAAUAGGCUAAUUUGAAAAAAAGUCGAAAAAUAGUCAUUUCCAUUUUAUUAAAUAGAAAAAAAUGAGGGUUCCUGUAGGUCUGAGCUAGCAUGAUUCGUGAGUUUUUUAAAUUUUAUUUGCCUUUCAACUUCAAAAAUUGUCAGGAUUAUCGAAUAAAAAUUUUUCCAGGAGUUUUGACUGAUAAGCAGCUGCUGGACAGAAUCCGCGCCGAAAAGUUCGACAUAGCGGUUGGCGAACCAUUCUGCGAAUGCGCAUUUCGUCAGUUUUAUCCAAUUUUUUGAGUAUUUUCGAAGAAGUUAAAAUUCGUAAGUAGUUUCCAACUCAUUUAUCACCUUGUACUUUGAAAAGAACUGUUCCUUCUUUCCACGGUUUUUUUUGACGACGCCCGCACGGCGUUCCCAAACGGGGUGGCAAGACGUCAAAAAAUUUUGGCGCGAAAUUUGAAAUCUACAGUACUUCAGCCGAAGGCGAUCGAACAAACAAGUUAUUAACGUUGAAUACUCAGUUUAAUUUGUGGCGUAGAAUGACGUCAUUUUAUCCGUAGCGCGCACAAAAUUUUUUCUGUAAAUUUAGAAACUUUGACGCCUCGCUCACCUUCCCUCACCCCCAUUAGGAACGCCGUGGCCCGCCCAUAUUUUUCCGUAAGUGCAGUGUAUAGUGUGCAUACACUGCGGCGCUUCGCACAUGACGUGUUCAAACUAAUUCCGCUAAAAAUGGUCUCUGAAAUUCCGAAAUUCAGUUAUAUUUUUCUUCUUACAUUAACAAAAACGCGGUGUUUCAUAAAAGCUUCAAAAUUAAAUUUUUUCAGUUUUUUUCGAAGCGAUCCAAGUGCCCGACAUUUCGUCGCGGCCCUCUCUGCAACAACUUUCGAUCAUGUUUCGAAAGCUAUCGGGCAGCCCGCAGCUCCCAGUUAUGUCCCAGGUACUCCCAAAAAAAAUUUCUAAGAUCGUUGAAGGAUUUCAGGAACAACGUCGACUUACUCGGACAAAAUGA
This is a messenger RNA of Caenorhabditis auriculariae, 5644 nucleotides long. Lineage: Eukaryota; Metazoa; Nematoda; Chromadorea; Rhabditida; Rhabditidae. The record is from the annotation of a GenBank genome assembly.